UCCAAGCGACGUUUGCCGAAUUGCGAGCGGAGAUAGAGUUCACGGCGCCGUCUCCUCCCCUUCUCCGUGUGUGUGUGUGUGUGUGUCUCCCUCUCGCCCCCGCGUCCGCUCGCUCACCGCGCCUUGCCCGGACCCGGCACAAGGCUGCAGAGCAUCAGUUGCCCAUUGCAAACCUACCGCCUUGUGCGCCGUGCGUGUGUUUCAUAAAAAUCUCCGUGAGCUGGUUGGCCCCCGGCGCGCCACGUGAGACGAGUCACCGGACAGCUGGGGGCGGUGGGGGUGGCUCGGUCGGUCGGUGUGUGUGUAUGUCUGGGGGGGGGUGGGGGGGGAGGGCUGGGGGAAUCCAGGCGCUAGCAGAGGAGCUCUGAGCCAUUCGGAUUGGUUUCAAUAAUAAAUAAUAAAAAAACCCAGAGGACUUAACGCUGUUAUGGGAGACAAGAAGAGUCCCACCAGACCCAAAAGGCAGCCGAAGCCUUCCACAGACGAGGGAUACUGGGAUUGUAGCGUUUGUACGUUCAGGAACAGCGCAGAGGCUUUCAAAUGCAGUAUGUGUGAUGUCAGGAAGGGCACUUCAACACGGAAGCCUCGCCCAGUGUCUCAGUUGGUUGCCCAGCAAGUAACCCAACAAUUUGCAUCACCCACGCAACCAAAGAAAGAGAAGAAAGACAAGGGAGAGAAGGAGAAAACUGAGAAAGAAGUUGUCAGUAAAAAGAAAAGUCACAAGAAAAUAAGGCCAAGGUUAAAAAACGUGGACCGAAGCAGCGCGCAGCAUUUGGAAGUGACUGUGGGCGAUCUGACGGUCAUUAUCACAGACUUUAAGGAGAAAGUGAGGUCGGUGCCGGCAGCCACUGCUACCUCCAGUACCACGGCCGAGCAGCACAGCCUGAGCAGCUCCAGCUCUGACAACACAGAGAAAGGCCUGUCCCGGUCAUCCUCGCCCCGGGGAGACGGAUCAGUGAACGGUGAAUCCCACUAAAGUGCCGGCUGAGCUACUUUUACUCACUCCUGUGCUCAAUGGUUCAGCGGACAGCAUCUCAACAAAUUCAGUCCUGGGCCCUCGGCGUUCAGCGGCAAGUCGGGCUGCCUUCAGUUUUGUUAAUACUUCCGUACCAAUCUGGGACUCCUGCACUGUGGCAUGUUUUUGAGUGUAAUUUUCUAUACCUUAGAUCGGACUGCCGAUGUGAUGUGUUUGAGGACUGAAUUGUGAAGCAGCUGGCUUUUGGCAUUCAGUGGCACCUGAAGUCAAUUGGCAGUCGACUGCCGUAGCAACAAAAUAUCUGAAAAUGGUUUGCCUGGUUAAGUGCACCUGCUGGUACUUGGUGUGAUUAAAUAGGAAAAGCAUUCUCAAAAAAACAUUUAUAUACGUUCUUGCCAACAUUUUGUUUUUCAACACUUGUUAUUUGGAUGGGGGAAGAAAAAAUCACUUAGCCAUUAAAACCAAGGCAUUAUAAAUGCCCACUGUCAUCCAUUUCAGUUUUAACAAUGUAGUGCUGGGCUAAUUGACCAGGGUUGACUGAGGAUACAGUCCCAUGCUACUUAAGUCCAGCCACUCAAGUUAAAGGAUCGAGUUGCUGUAAUAUUUAAGAGAGUGGUCAUUUUUGCACCGUGUCUAAUUGGGAAGGGGGCACAGAUGCGUUACAUGCGUCAUUGUGUACUUCACGCAUUUCCUCUCAGCUGGGCGCUCCCUGCCUUACACAGAAGGCAAAACAAAACAAGGAAAAUGCUAAUAAUUAGAUGCUUAGUAUGUCUAAAAGUAGUUUUAUGAAAUGUGUGGGAAUAGUUUAUGAUGAUGUUGCCAGUUCUGAAAACUUCAAUUAAGGUGUUUUGCUGAUGUUUUGAAUUUGCGACAGUAUUUAUACGUAUUGUUGUAAUAAAAAAAAUAUGCAAGAUUACAUUCUACCUUGGGAACUCUA
Pristis pectinata (smalltooth sawfish) is the source of this 1913-nucleotide messenger RNA. RefSeq names its product YY1 associated factor 2 (gene yaf2). Gene Ontology annotation, biological process: positive regulation of DNA-templated transcription. The record is from RefSeq and is a predicted model, not a curated record. NCBI's taxonomy places the organism in Eukaryota, Metazoa, Chordata, Chondrichthyes, Rhinopristiformes, Pristidae. The transcript has 4 exons. Gene Ontology annotation, cellular component: nucleus. The coding region runs from base 428 to 976 and encodes 182 amino acids. Gene Ontology annotation, molecular function: transcription coregulator activity; DNA binding.